CUUCUAAGAUUAAAUUUGGUGCCAAACAGCAAAUGACGUUAACAUUGAUGAUAGAAAGAACAAAAGAAAACAUUAAAACUCUAAUAAUGUACUGGUAGCUGACCUUGACAAUUGCAUGCAAAAGAAGAAAGAAAAAUCAAAACACAAAAUUAAAGUCUAUAAAUUAAGAAUAUUUUAUGAGCUAUUUGGUUGUGUGGAAGUGAGAGAUAUGGUGGGACCACUUAGACCUCAAAUUGUGUUGUUUGGUUCUUCAAUUGUUCAACUUAGUUAUAGUGAUGAUGGUUGGGGUUCUAUUCUCACAAACUUGUAUUCUCGCAAGGCAGAUAUAAUUUUGAGAGGAUACUGUGGUUGGAAUUCAAGGCGUGCUGUGCAGGUUCUGGAUACAAUUUUUCCCAAGAAUGCAGCUGAGCAACCAUCAUUGGUUAUUGUGUACUUUGGUGGCAAUGAUUCUAUUCAUCCACAUCCAUCUGGCCUUGGUCCUCAUGUACCCCUUGAAGAAUACAUAGAAAAUAUGAGGAAGAUCAUUAUCCAUCUUAAGAGCCUGUCGAAGAAGACUCGCAUAAUAUUGCUCAGUUCUCCUCCGGUCAAUGAGGCGCAAAUUCCCGAAUCAUUCAGUAAUAUAUUGGGGCCAUUAAAGAGGACAAAUGAAUCUUGUAGACUUUAUUCAGAAGCAUGUUUGGAGUUGUGCCAUGAGAUGAAUGUCAAGGCCAUUGACCUCUGGUCUGCACUUCAGCAAAGGGAGGACUGGUCAGAUGUUUGCUUCACGGAUGGAAUUCAUUUGUCACAUGAGGGGAGCAAGAUAGUGGCAAAAGAGAUAUUGAAGGUCCUCGAAAGUGCGAAUUGGGAACCAAGUCUACACUGGAAAUCAAUGCCAAAUGAGUUUGCAGAAGAUUCACUAUAUGAUCCAGUUGCUGUAGAUGAAAAGACUACUGUAAAUGUCUCCAACUGGAGUUUCCAGAAAAAUUCCGACUGGGAAAGAGAUUUGUGCAUUUCCAAGCCAUUGAAUGGCCAUUAGUUUUUAGAAUCAGCAGUCACAGAACAGCAAGGUCUAUAAUUGAUUAAGAACAGAACAGCAAGGUCUAUAAUUGAUCAAGAAAAUAAAUUUUGGCUCCUUUAGAAUAAUUUUAGGGAAGUUAUAUCAGGUUCAUGAGCCCAAGUGUUGUGCUUUUCUUUAUUGAGUUUCAACUUCACCAUCUUAAGAUUUUAUAUUAUUUAGAUGCAUGAAUUAUGAUUUUA
This is a messenger RNA of Trifolium pratense (red clover), 1236 nucleotides long. Its product is annotated as GDSL esterase/lipase CPRD49-like. The record is from RefSeq and is a predicted model, not a curated record. The transcript has 6 exons. The coding region runs from base 116 to 1015 and encodes 299 amino acids. NCBI's taxonomy places the organism in Eukaryota, Viridiplantae, Streptophyta, Magnoliopsida, Fabales, Fabaceae.